AUGGCCAUGGCUCAGCGCCCACGGCCUGGGUGGGCCUCCUAUCACUACUACCCUGCCUACCACCAGCACAACAACAACUGCCAGGACGUGGGCAACUCCAUCCUUUUGCUCUUGGGCCUUAUCAUCUGCAUCAACAUUGGCAUCAACAUGGUGACCUUGCUCUGGAGCCGAUUCCGAGUCAUCUUAUCCCGAGUCUUCUGUGCCUUCUGUGAGAAAGAAGCCCCUAAACCAGCCCCGCCGCCUGAGAAGCAGACCCAGUCCCUUAAGAAGCAGUGCAUCCCUGAAGUCCGCCUGCGAUGUACCAUGGACCCUGUGAAGAUGACCGUGACCCCUCCGCCUGUCCGCCGCCAUCGCCACCGAGGCUCUCUAUCACAGCGGGCGCAGCGUCCCAUCGUUUGGGCCCCUGACACGGAUGACGAUGAGAAACCCUCCCCUCAGCACCCAGCAGUCUGCGCCCACCACUGUGACGGCCCCAAGAACUGGGAAACUUGCCAAUCUGUACAAGGGAUCUGGGCUCCCUGGAUGCAAGAUACCCUGGAGCCAACCCCCACCACCAUCCGCUUCCAGUCCAACGUGGAGGGAAGGCCCAACAAGACGGACUUCCAUUCAGAACUGGGCCUGGAGGCCUACGUGUACCCCGUCAACCCCCCGCCUCCCAGUCCCGAGGCCCCGUGCCAUAAGAACACUGGGGGAGCAGGGGCCGUGGCCGAGACUGAGCCUGCUCAGUGUCAGCCCCAGCCAGCCCUGCCACCCGUCCUGGGCCCAGCUAUCGUCCCCGAAUUUCCCCGGCGCCGCUCCUCAGUCCGAAUAGUUUAUGAUGCCCGGGAUGUGAGGCGGAGGCUUCGGGAACUGACACGGGAGGUGGAGGCCCUGUCCCGCUGUUACCCCAUAGCCUCCGGAUCUAGCACUGCUGAGGGGACAAGUAAAGAUUGGGUGUAUCGUUCCCUGGCUGGCAGGUGA
Molecule: messenger RNA, 960 nt
Organism: Ochotona curzoniae (black-lipped pika)
Lineage: Eukaryota; Metazoa; Chordata; Mammalia; Lagomorpha; Ochotonidae
Gene: SPEM1
Product: spermatid maturation 1
Exons: 3
Coding region: 1-960 (319 amino acids)
Biological process (GO): flagellated sperm motility; sperm individualization
Cellular component (GO): cytoplasm
Source: RefSeq, a predicted model, not a curated record